UCUCCCUCCGUAGCCUCCUCCGCCCCCAUCCACCCCUCGGUCUCCGCCCACAGAUAGGUGGUCACAACCGUCUGCCAAUCGAAAGAAGACGACCACACCUCCUCACCGCCCCCUACCGCCGGCCCUGCCCACCGGAGGAUGCUAGGAGAGAGAGCUGAGGAAAAAUGGAGGAGUACAGAAUGACACACAGAUAAGCCAAUCAACAGGCUCGGAGAGAAAACCUCUUCCUCCUCCCACAAAGGCGGAACCAAAGGUUUCGGGUCUAGGAUUUAUGGAGAGUUUCUUCCACCAUUUGGUGCAUCUGCUCGCUGCCGUGAGAAACAAUAGCUACGAUGCAUUCAACUAAAUUACGUAAGGUUUGACCAGAGAGUAUGUAGUGGAGAAGAAAAGGGAGUCAGGGUACAGCCCGAGGAGGGUGCAGUAGGGGGGCUCAGUUGGAAUGAGGAAGGGUGUGGCUUUAACUUAGAUUUGCAUAAAACGGAACCCAUCCGGGCGAUUUCAACUUCGCCCCUUUAUUGGUAGCCCUUGGGGCGGUACCUCGCGUCGCCCCUUUUGGAGCAUGCUGGGAGUUGUAGUUCCGAGUUUGGUUGCUAUGGCGUUCUCUACAGCCUCCUGGAGCCCGGCCCCGCCCUGCAGGAGUGACGAACUGUCGGACCAAUGGGAGUACCAUCUGAUUUCGAGGGGGCGGGUUCCCUGCAGAAAGACUGGAAGGUGGCGGUGGCGAAGGCGCUGGCAGUUGGGCUGCUUGGAGGCAGGUGACUAUGAAAGGCUUAUAUUUUCAACAGAGUUCCACAAAUGGAGAAAUAACAUUUGUAUUUCAAGAAAAGGAAAAUCUUCCUAUUACAGAGGAUAACUUUGUGAAACUCCAAGUUAAAGCUUGUGCUUUGAGCCAAAUAAAUACAAAGCUUCUGGCGGAAAUGAAGAUGGAAAAGGAUUUCUUUCCUGUUGGAAGAGAAGUUGCUGGAAUUGUUUUGGAUGUUGGAACCAAGGUAUCAUUCUUGCAACCAGAUGAUGAAGUAGUUGGAAUUUUGCCCCUGGAUUCUGAAGACCCUGGACUUUGUGAAGUGAUUAGAGUACAUGAACAUUACUUGGUUCAUAAACCAGAAAAGGUUACGUGGACAGAAGCUGCUGGAGCUAUUCGGGAUGGAGUGCGAGCUUAUACAGCCCUGCAUUAUCUUUCUCAUCUCUCUCCUGGAAAAUCCGUGCUGAUAAUGGAUGGAGCAAGUGCAUUUGGCACAAUAGCCAUUCAGUUAGCACACCACAGAGGAGCCAAAGUGAUUUCAACAGCAUACAGCUUAGAAGACAAGCAGUGCCUUGAAAGACUUAGGUCUUCUAUAGCCCGAGUGAUUGAUGUAUCGAAUGGGAAGGUUGAUGUUGCUGAAAGCUGUUUGGAAGAAACAGGAGGCCUGGGAGUAGAUAUUGUUCUAGAUGCUGGAGAUAUUCAUUUACAAGUGAGAUUAUAUAGUAAAGAUGAUGAACCAGCUGUAAAAUUACAACUACUACCGCAUAAACAUGAUAUCAUCACGCUUCUUGGUGUUGGAGGCCAUUGGAUAACAACAGAAGAAAGCCUUCAGUUGGAUCCUCCAGAUAGCCAUUGCCUUUUCCUCAAGGGAGCAACGGUGGCUUUCCUUAAUGAUGAAAUUUGGAAUUUGUCAAAUGUACAACAGGGAAAAUAUCUUUCUACGCAUUUUAAAAGAUGUGAUGGAGAAGUUAUCAGCUGGUAUUUUUAGACCUCAGUUGGAUGAACCUAUUCCACUGUAUGAGGCAAAAGUUUCCAUGGAAGUUGUUCAGAAAAAUCAAGGAAGAAAAAAGCAAGUUGUUCAAUUUUAAUCUUCUUUCUCAGACCUCAGCUGGAUGAACCAUCCAUCACAGUAUUUGAAGCCAGAGUUUUCCUUGGAAAUUGGGAAAAAUCAAGGAAGAUAAAAGCAAGUUGUUCAGUGUUUAAGCAUGUUUUCUGGCUCACAAGAUGUUUGGUUAUUUGACAUAUUUGAAAAAUAUUUUCCAAUUUAUUGUGCAGAUGAUCCAAGAUAAUUCUAUAACAUUUGAAGGGGGUACUCUGAAAGCCAUUUUUAGGUGUUUUUUUUUUUUCCCCCACACAUUUUCCUCUCCUAUAAAAUUCUUCUAAUGGGAAAAACUUCUGCUUUCAGCAAAAUCCACACCAUUCUUCUGAGUCUGUUACAGGCCUUGUUAUACUGUGAAAGUAAUGCUAUUAAUUAUGUAUUAAUUCCAUUUUAAACAACCUAACAAGCCUUUCUGUGCUGUCAAAAUUCAAGUUUUUGAAUAUAUUUUCAGGUCUCAAAAGUAUCUAACUCAUAUACACUUAAA
This is a messenger RNA of Ictidomys tridecemlineatus (thirteen-lined ground squirrel), 2325 nucleotides long. NCBI's taxonomy places the organism in Eukaryota, Metazoa, Chordata, Mammalia, Rodentia, Sciuridae. The record is from RefSeq and is a predicted model, not a curated record.